AAAAGCGCGCCUCGUACGUCACGCGCCCCCUCCCUCGUCACUCACCCGCCACAACCGCUCGCCGUCCGUCCGUCCGUCCACCGCCGUCUCACCCACCAGCUCAGUUCAACAGUAGUGCACUCCUCCCUCUGCCCGGCCGUGCCGUUUGACCUCGCGCUCGUCCCGUCCCUCUCCAUGGUCCAUGCUCCCUGCUCUGCCCUGACGCGCGCUGCACUGCACCGCACGUAGCCCUGCUGCCUGCCCGCCGAGGACGGCGACCUUCCCUUCCCCGCCUCUCCGGCUCUCCCCCCGCAGCAGUUACUCGCCUGUCCUGCGCAAAAAAGUUCUCUCUGAGCCCUCGCCCAUCCCCUGCUCGAUAAAAGUUCGCAAUGCAGCUCCAUGCCCGCCAUUAAUGCCCUCCCUUCCUUCCUCGGCAGCUCUCGCUCAGAGAUUCCCCCUCCGUCUCGCUCCCGCUGUUGCCCUUCUCGUGCGUGCUCGAUCUGCUCUGCUUCCGUCCCGCUGGGAGCUUUUCCCCGGGCUUGGAGCCAUCUGCUUGUCCUCGUGUUCCCCUGCCCGCCCACGCCCUCGCACCCGCACCCUGUCCAAAAAGUUUCAAUCUUGGAGCCACCCUCUUAUUGUUAUCCCCCCUACUCCUCCUCCUCCUCCUCCUCCCCAUCUCUCUCCUCUCUCAUCCAGCCACGCUUCCCCCUCGUUUGCUUGGCCCUUGCUGUCCUCCGCAACCGCGGCUCCAAUAAAAGCUCCUGCGCCGCAGCCGUCUCCACUUCAGUCGCCCACCUCCUGUGCGGCAAGCGGGAUUGAAUUUUGGCCGGAGCCUUCAGGUUCAGCCCUUCAGGUUCUGGAGGCGCGCGCCGGGUGAUUCCUCCAUUCUCGAAAGCUUCCGCCGUCUCGGAGGUGUACAUUUUGGCAGUCUGCCAUUGCCGAGGGUGGGGGAGAGGUGCUUCGGUCUCGCCGGGGGGGAUGGAGGGCCGGGGGAGGCGGCCGCGGAGCCCGGAGCGGCAGAGGCCGCCGGCGAGGAAGGUGCCGGUGGUGUACUACCUCACGCGGAGCCGCCACCUCGAGCACCCGCACUUCGUCGAGGUGCCGGCGCCCUCCUCCUCCGAGGGGCUCUACCUCAGAGAUGUGAUUCGGCACCUCAACAUGGUGCGCGGCAAGGGCAUGGCCUCCAUGUACUCCUGGUCCUGCAAGAGGAGCUACAAGAACGGAUUCGUGUGGCAUGAUCUCGCCGAGGACGACCUCGUCCUCCCUGCCACCGACGGCGAGUACGUGCUCAAGGGCUCCGAGAUCCUGGACCAACCUUCUUCAGGUCAAUUUCACCAUGGCAGUAAUGGCAACCAGAAGCAGCAGAGCAGGCAGAAAGAGGGUAGUACAAGGUUGCCUCGGUCAAGGGAGGCCUCCUUCUCCUCCUCCCCACCUAGUGUGACAGUUAGAGAAGCCAAGCCUCGGCGCGUGCCUUCGGUGCCUUCGCGAGAGGAGGACGACUCCCCCUCGCCGUGCCGGGGCACCUCCUCGGAGACAAUGUCGCCGGAAUCGGAGCCUCAGAGGACUGUCAUGUCACGGCCGACGCCGGCAGAAUUCAGGGUUUUCAAGCCCACCGGUUUGAUGGAUGCCGCAACUCAAACCGAUGAUCUCGGGAGAAGGUCGGCUCGGAGAGUACCUGAGAUGCAUAAGAAGAGCCUGAGCACUGAUCAUGACGUCCGUGAGGUCACCGAGUACCGGCAGCAGAGCCAUCCUCGCCGGUCGGCCGAGCUCCAGGGGAUCUCCAGGGAUGUCAUGUCCCACUGUGCCACCCCACUGAGCAUGGCUUCAACCCAUGGAAAGUCCGAGAGCUUGGAGUCGUUGAUACGAGCCGACAACGCGUCAGCCAACAGCUUCAGGAUCCUGGAAGAGGACGACAUUGUCGUGCCGACCUGCCCGAAGCUGAGGCCGGCGAAUGUGCUGAUGCAGCUCAUCACCUGUGGUUCACUUUCAGUCAAGGAUCAUGACAACAUUGGGCUUGUUGGGGCUUACAAGCCAAGGUUCCCAAACUUGAAGUUCCCAUCGCCGCUGAUUUCUCGCUCCAUGAUGAUGGGUGAGCUCGAUUACCUAUCAGAGAACCCCAGAUUCAUUGGGACACGGAUUGAAGAUAAGGAGUAUUUUAGUGGGAGCAUUAUUGAGACCAAGACGCAGAGAGACGUUCCCACCGAGAGGCACUCGGUGCUUAAGCGGUCUUCUUCCUACAAUGCAGAAAGGGGCGGCGAGAACCUCUGCGACUGUGCGGGGCCCGACGAAGAAGAGAUGGUACCGCGCUCGAGGUGCCUGCCCCGGACGCCGAUACUGUCAUCCUUGCUGCACCCGAAGAGUGAGAUGCAGAAGUCCCCGGUGUCGGACUGCCGGAGGAGCUCCUCGGCCGGGCCGGACUCGAUAGACGGCGGGAGCAGGCGGUUCACCGACGCGUCGUCGAGGGUAGAGUCCUUCAGGAAGGAGAACAAGGAGAAGCUCGUCAAGAUCGAGGAAAGUUAAGUGCUCCAACUUUUUGUCACUGCACUGGGUUGUUGUCGGGAGCUCGCGUCGUGAUCCAGUGCACCGUGCCCUGCGACGACGGUGACGAAGAUGCAUUCUGAAGCCUCCUGGACUUGCAGCUGACCUGGCCGCGUGACGUGGCGUUCUCUUUGCUUCUUUAGAUGAUGAAUGAGUUACUGACGAAUUUGUGUUUUCUUUCUUGAGAUGUGUAGUAUGUUAGCUUUAUUCUUCAGGUGUAAUGUAUUUUUUUUUGUCUGUUCUUUGGUUUGGUUGAAAUUUUGUCCUUGUUAUCAGUUGUAGUAAGUGCCUGUUAAUGCCA
Molecule: messenger RNA, 2818 nt
Organism: Triticum dicoccoides
Lineage: Eukaryota; Viridiplantae; Streptophyta; Magnoliopsida; Poales; Poaceae
Product: protein UPSTREAM OF FLC-like
Exons: 8
Coding region: 958-2499 (513 amino acids)
Source: RefSeq, a predicted model, not a curated record